Molecule: messenger RNA, 1157 nt
Organism: Pectinophora gossypiella (pink bollworm)
Lineage: Eukaryota; Metazoa; Arthropoda; Insecta; Lepidoptera; Gelechiidae
Exons: 2
Coding region: 102-854 (250 amino acids)
Source: RefSeq, a predicted model, not a curated record
UUUGUGUACGAAUGUCAUGUCAACAAUAUUGCAAAUUAAAACGAAAAUAUUAAUGAAAGCAAUAAUUUGAAUAACUAAUAAGUUAAUUCAGAUUUUAAACCAUGCGUUGGGGUGAAUCUGAGACUAGGUUGUUCGUUAAAUUAUAUCUUGACCAUAAAUGCUUGUGGAAUAGUGAACAUGACGACUACAAAAUCAAGCAUAAAAGGCAAGCAGCAUACCGAGAAAUAGUUUCCAAAUUUCAUGCUAUAACCAAUAUAUUACUUCACGAAAGGGAAGUAGUAUUAAAGAUAAGGAGUUUAAAAUCGACGUACAGCCAAGAAAUAGCGAAAAUUAGAGCUCGUUCAUCCCCUGGUGCGCCGUAUAUGACGAAGCUGGGAUGGUUUAAAGACUGGGACAAAUGCUUUCGUAUAUCAAGAAGGAAACAACUUGGAAUGACAUCCUCAUGUGAUGAAGCACCAGAAGUCGAUACCGAAACGGAAGAUUCCUCCCAAAGGAUAUGGUUUAGCGAAGAGAUUGAUAAUUGUGAAAACAACUCUGAAACUGAAAAAGAUCCUUUCAUUUCCCCCACAGAUGACGAUUAUGUUUUAUUGUUGAAGUCUGAGCCAGUGGACGAGGAACAUACUGAAUCACCGUAUAAAAGGAAAAAAUAUAAAAGAAAUAGCACAAGUUCCGAAUGCUCCAAGGACAUAGUGGAAAGCAAAUAUGAAGGGAAAGAGGAUGAGUUUGAUAUCUAUGGUAAAUACAUAGCGUCACAAUUAAGAAAUAUGGAUAUUGCAACAGCUCUAAAAGCACAGCUUCAAAUACAAAGUAUUGUUAGUGAAGCUAGAAUAGAAUCAUUAACAGAAAAGAAAUAGAGUAUGACGUUAAAACAACUUCUUGAAUCAGCUGGAAACUGACAAAAAGAUAAACUUUAUUGCAAAAGACUAUGAGAAAAUGUCUAUGAAAAGUGAAUAAGGUGUUCUAAAUUAUUAAAAAAAAACCUCAUUUGCAAGUCUGAUUUUUUAUUGCUGUUACAGCAUCUCUUUAUAAUACAAACAAACAUCGCUUACAUUUCACUAGUGAAAAUUCAGAUCUUUCUGCUUGUACCAAUUGUUCCUACAUCUUUUGUCACCAGAAACAUGUUCAUGAAAAAAUAUAGUGUCCGUGCUGCCGACAGC